AUGUCUUCAUCUUCCCCUUGCAGGCUCCUUCGCUCCUCCACCUGUUUCUCUGUCACAGCUGACUCUGACUGUGGGGAACGUUAGGAGGUGGUGGCGAGUGUCUCGCGAAAGUUUCAACAAGAGUUUUCUAACCGGGAUCUGGAAAUUUGCCUGUCUUCGGCUCACACACGCACAAGCGUUCUACUUUCUCGAGACUCGUUUGAUAAUCUAACGCACACAUAUGCAUACGUAGAUACGACGUGCUCCUUUUGAGCUGCGUGCCUACGGCGACGCUAAACUAGGAAGAUCAAAGUCGUCGGCGCAUUCCAUGUGUGUGGACGGCAAGACAGCCAGAAGAACAAGGACAUCGGCACAUUGUGCUGCAUACGGUCGCGUACAAUGCUGUACAAUCACAAAGACGGACCUGGGAAUAACCUUUCGCAGAUGUCACUUGGUGGUUCUCCUGUGACCCUCGUCCACCUGCCAGGGGGCCAGCUACAGGUUCAAGGAGUGAUCCAGUCUCCACAGUCCUCGGUCAUUCAGGCCCCACAGACGCAGACUUCACAGGGUUCAGAUAGUGAGGAUUCACAGGAUUCGUCAGAAAGUGGAACCACACCGCAAAAGACCAGAGAGCUUCUGGCCAGGCGACCGUCAUACAGAAAAAUCCUAAAUGAACUUUCAUCUGAGGGUGUCCCGCACAGUGAGGGGAAGGACAGCUCGACAACCACAGGAGUGACGGGUGUAACCAUACCUGCACCCAUCUAUCAGACAACCACCGGCCAGUACAUUACCGUAACUCCUAAUGGAACAAUCCAGCUGACAAAUCCAGGACCUGAUGGCAUUCAGGAACUGCAGGUUGCUAUGGCUAACCCAACUGGAGGGCAGCAGGGCACAACCAUCCUCCAGUAUGCUCAGACCCCCGACGGCCAGCAGAUAUUGGUACCAAGUAACCAGGUGGUCGUACAGGAUGCAGGGGGAGAAGUGCAAACGUACCAAAUUCGUACAACACCGACCUCGGGAUCGCUACCCCAGGCUUUAGUGAUGGCCUCUUCCCUGGGACUGUCUCAGAGCAAAAGUGAGGAUCCAACUAUGAAGAGGGAAAUUAGACUUGCAAAAAACAGGGAAGCAGCCCGGGAGUGUCGGCGGAAGAAAAAGGAAUAUGUCAAAUGCCUUGAGAAUCGAGUGGCAGUGCUUGAGAACCAAAACAAAACCCUGAUUGAGGAACUCAAAAGCUUAAAGGAACUUUAUUGUGUCAAAACAGGAUAAACUGUUGAAGUGCAGAGACUGUGUGUCAGUUGGAACAGCUCUCAGCUCUUUGGACGCAGUCAUGUUUCUGGGAACGCUUCAGGUUGAGAUCCACGAUCUUUUUACUCCGCUUGAUAUAACAAUGAUAUAUACAUAUAUCUAAACAAAAAGAAUUUGGACUUUUUUCCAGCUAUUUUUUUUAUUCACUAAUGCUAUAACAUUUAUAGUUGUGUAUAUUUUAAACUGGGAGGUUUGAAAUUAUAAGCUUUUGCUUUUUCACUCUCGAGUUUUAAAUGUUGUGAUUUUAAAAAAUGUUGUUGGGUGUUUUUUAGGUCUACCAACAGCAUUUACAGAAUUGACUGUAUUCGUUCUAUGUGAACAUGUUUGCUUAACGGAAAUUUCUCUUAUUCCCACUAAGGAAAUGUAAAUAUUCCUUCCUUAUUUUUGUGCAAUGGGAUAUAAAGGGUAACAGAAAUAUUGUGUGAUUGUUCAUUGGCCAUUACUGUUUUAGACAAUCUGGACAAAAAUUUUGCACAGUGUUUGAGUAACAAUUUAUUUCUUCAUGAUAAGGAUGGGGCUGUGGAACAGUGUUUGAAAUGUUGCUCAUUCUGUCAGUAAAUAAUAUAUAUUUUCA
This is a messenger RNA of Phyllopteryx taeniolatus (common seadragon), 1858 nucleotides long. RefSeq names its product activating transcription factor 1 (gene atf1). NCBI's taxonomy places the organism in Eukaryota, Metazoa, Chordata, Actinopteri, Syngnathiformes, Syngnathidae. Gene Ontology annotation, molecular function: protein binding; RNA polymerase II cis-regulatory region sequence-specific DNA binding; DNA-binding transcription factor activity, RNA polymerase II-specific. Gene Ontology annotation, biological process: regulation of transcription by RNA polymerase II. Bases 379 to 1245 code for a protein of 288 amino acids. The record is from RefSeq and is a predicted model, not a curated record. The transcript is spliced from 7 exons. Gene Ontology annotation, cellular component: ATF4-CREB1 transcription factor complex; nucleus.